CGAGCUUCAGUAGACCUCAAGAGCUCAUUCACAGCUGAUACCCUCCCGUCUCUUUGCUUCUGUUAUUUCCCCAAUAGAGCCGGAUCUCUGCAUUGUCAUCUCAGAAUGUCAUCUUGUUUUCCCUGAAUAAUCCUGCUUAAACUGAGCUCUGCGUUACGUCCGUUGCCCGUACUUGCAUAUGUCUGCCCCAGACAUCCCCACGUCUUCCUCGGUUCCUGAGGAGAAAGCGAACGAUACAGAAACACAACAACAUGAGGGAAAUAUGCGUGAAGAAACAACAGUCCCCGCGGAGUCUCGAGAGUCGUUGAAGGAAUCCCAGGAUGAGGCGCCGCCGCCGCCGCCGCAGGAUGACUCCAGCGUUGGACAAGCUGCGGAGACGACGACUAUUUCGAAAAGUACGCCGCAACAGUACGCUCAUGGUCCCGCCGUUGUGACUGCCUCUACCACAACCGUCGAGACAUCAAAUGUCCAGGCGGAAGCACUUGCGAGACAAGUCGAUGAGCUCUCUGUCUCCGAGAAGAGGCCGGGACCGCUGCGUAUCGACAGUUCCCUGGAUGCGCGCCCUCCUCCACCGCCCGAAAAGGACCAGCCGUAUCUCGACCCUACCCCCAAAACACCAAUGAUUCCGCAAUCGCCAAUAUCCCCGGGGAAGCUUUCUGACUACGCCGAGAAGGAGUUACCGGACGUGCCUAAGGAUAGUGGCAUGGAUGACAAACAGGAGGCUGAACCCGGAGCCGGGAAGGGUGACGAUUCGCAGUCGGAGAUACAAAGUAUAAUGGACCAAUUUGGGGAUGAAUCUGGAGUGCGAACGGAGGAAGUCAUGUCCCCCCGACUUGAGUUGGCGGAACAGUUUCUCGGUGCUCCCAGACAGUUUCCUCCCCGAGGGUCUAGUCUGGAGCAUCCCAAAGGCGGCGACAAUGCUCAGCAGCCCAAGCGACCUCCUAGUAUUCAGACAUUUUCUGCCCCCGUCGUGCCCCCGAAACCAUCACCGCACAAGGGGCCUAUGCCAGAAGCACCACCGAUGACACCACUCUCUGCGACCUCCAUAGGGCCACCCCCGCCGGCUGAGCCUGAUCAGCCUUUCGACUUUCAUCGUUUCUUGGACCAACUGCGUCACCGCACUGCAGAUCCGGUAGCCAAGUUUCUCCGUUCCUUCCUCAAUGAAUUCGGGAAGAAGCAGUGGAUGGUCCACGAGCAAGUCAAGAUAAUUAGCGAUUUUCUGGCUUUCAUCACCAACAAGAUGGCUCAGUGUGAAGUGUGGAGGAACGUGUCUGACGCAGAAUUCGAUAAUGCUAAGGAAGGCAUGGAGAAGCUGGUGAUGAACAGAUUAUAUUCGCAGACAUUCUCACCGGCGAUACCACCGCCUCCUACUCCUACGAGGAACUCCAGCAAAGGCAAGCGCAAGGAUAUAGAGAAGUUACUAGGCCCGGGAAGACGCGGCCAACAUCAGGAGGAUGUUGAGCGUGAUGAGAUUCUGGCACAGAAGAUUCGAAUUUACAGUUGGAUAAGAGAGGAGCAUCUAGACAUAUCGCCGGUCGGUCCACACGGUCGUCGCUUUUUGAAUCUGGCGCAGCAAGAGUUGUUAAAGAUCAAAGGGUAUCGGGCACCCCGUGACAAGGUUAUUUGCAUUUUGAAUUGCUGCAAGGUCAUCUUUGGCCUAUUGCGAAACUCAAAGAGUGCCGAUACUUCAGCAGACUCGUUCAUGCCGAUGUUGAUCUACGUAGUUCUACAGGCAAAUCCCGAGCAUCUGGUCUCCAACGUUCAAUAUAUUCUUCGAUUCCGUAACCAGGAAAAGCUCGGCGGAGAAGCUGGUUACUACCUAUCUUCACUAUCUGGAGCCAUCCAGUUUAUCGAGACUCUCGAUCGCACGAGCUUGACUGUUAGCGAUGAGGAAUUCGAGCGGAAUGUGGAAGCUGCCGUCUCCGCCAUUGCUGAACAAAAUAGACAAGCCGAAGCCCAGGCCCGUUCGUCACUAGAUUCUAGACCGCUAGAGAAGUCCGUCUCCAGUGGAUCGGAAUUGACACCGCGAACUUCGCUCGAAGCAGAGCCAUCUUCCCGUAGAAGGGAUGCGGCUCAAUCCAGUGACGAGGAGAGUGCGCCUGUUGCGGGCUUGUUACGGACGAUUCAGAAACCGCUGUCUACGAUCGGGAGGAUAUUCACUGAGGAGACUGGGCUAACGCAGCCAGCCACGUCUCCUCGGCCGGGUACCUCCCCGAGACUCUCUCCAGCGGUCUAUCAACCCCCACGCAGCAGUGUCGAAGAGCGAAGAUCCGGUGAACGGCCACGGACAGCAGCGCCACGACAGUCUCCUGGGUCCAUCGAUGCCCAAGAGGCUGCUGCGCGACAAGCUAGUGCUGAAGUCGCGGAAGCCCGGAGGAUACAACGUGCCGAACACAAUGACGUUGUAGAGUAUGUGCAGUUACCUUUUUACCUGCAGUGCAGGAUGCUGACAGUCACCCAGAACGCUUUCGGGUAUGUUCCCAAACUUGGAUAAGGAUGUGAUCGAUGAUGUCGUCAAGAUGAAGGAGGGCAGAGUCGGUUUGGCCGUGGAUGC
Messenger RNA from Paecilomyces variotii, 2554 nucleotides. Its product is annotated as putative guanine nucleotide exchange factor Vps9. The record is from RefSeq and is a predicted model, not a curated record. Gene Ontology annotation, molecular function: small GTPase binding; guanyl-nucleotide exchange factor activity. Gene Ontology annotation, cellular component: cytosol; endocytic vesicle. The transcript has 5 exons. Bases 179 to 2494 code for a protein of 771 amino acids. Gene Ontology annotation, biological process: vesicle-mediated transport. NCBI's taxonomy places the organism in Eukaryota, Fungi, Ascomycota, Eurotiomycetes, Eurotiales, Thermoascaceae.